AUGAAUCAGACUUCCAAGCUAAACUAGGACAUAUCUCCUUUCAGAAGCCGAAAUAACCUGUUGAAUCCUCACGUUUCGCUGCGAGCACUAGCCUUUCUAAGCAGUAAUCGGGGUGGUCCAAAUAUUAUUUGCUCAACUUAAAGUACUACUCCACGUAGGCAGAUCAAGCAGCUAAAUAACUUCGUUUGUACAUAGAAUUAGAUAAAGACUCAACUUAAGAAAUUUGAGACACACUAGAAUUUAAGUAAAACCAAAGAUAUUCCCUUGGUUAAUAAAGGCAUUCAAAAGCAUAUGCUUAAGAUGCAUAAUAAAACCUGCAAUGACGAGAUCUUUGAAGAAGAUCACAUAGGCAGUAGUUAAAUUUAGUCCAGAUCAUCUUCAACUUCAAUAUCAUCACAGCCUUUUGCUUCUAAUAGAAAAGAGAUAGACAUUGAUAAAGUGAAGAUUGAUACUUAGAUGUUCUAUAGAAACAAUGAAAAUAAUGAAGUGAUACUAAUGCCAAGCAAGAGAUAUCGACAAAUGGAUUACUUUCCUCAUUUUAUGAUUCUAGAUAACUAAGUCAUUCACUCAAAAAUUAGAGAUAAGAGUAAUGACGUCGACUGUGCGAAUAAGAGAAAUAAGCAAAGAAAACUGUAAAAAAAGUUUGUUAGGGAUUAAGUCUCAUUAUUGAUGUACAAAGAUACAAAGGACAUGUCAACAAUGGAGAUAGAAUAGUUUUACAAUGAAUAGUCAACAAGGAAAUUCGAAACCCAGAUCUAGUAAUCUCCUUCUUUACAGGCUUCAAGAUCUGCAAAUCUCCUUAUUCCUUGUAGUCUAAGUAAGUUCAAGAAUAACUUAACACUCUUGGAUGACUUUAGCAAUUACAGUGAUAGCAGUUCGAGUAUUGAUAGUGUCAUGCCUCGUGAUGUCUAAUUCAAAAAGCAGUAUCGUAAUUAAUUAAGAAAGCAGCAUUAGCAGCGUAAAGCCAAAGAAUAAGCAGUCUUGAGACAAAUAAAUAUGAACUAAAUAGUUAGAAGCAUGACCAUUAAUAAAAAUUAAAAGAGUGUGAAUAAGCUGCUCAAGAGUUAGAAUAGUAGAAGAGAUAGUAGUACCUAAGAUGAUUUUGGGAAAGAGAGAUGCAGCUCUUUCAUUGUUGAUUAGUUUUUCCCAAGGAAGUCUAGCUUUGUAAAAAUUCAAUAAGACAAGCUCAAACUAAACAAAGAAAAACUUUAGAUUUAACAGGCAAUUAUUCCAGACCAUUAAAAGACUCAAAGAGAAAAAUUGAGAUAAAAAUUAGAUGCUUAAAUUGUUAAGAUCACUAAUGACUAGAAAGUGAAACUUAAAAUAUUCAAGAUUGCAGCUGAUGAGGCUGAAAUAAAGAAGCUUAAAAAAGAAAAGUUGCAAGCCUUCUAAAAUAAAAUUUAAGAAAUCGCUUUGAAAUAGAAAGCAUUCCAAGGUCAAAGGAUAUUGAAUAUAGUGAUUAAUUAAAAAAAGGGUGAAAAUAAGAGUAGCAAAUCUCAAUCAGAGGCUAGCAACAAGAAUGAAAGACGAACAGUGUAGAUUAAAAUUGAUAUGAAUAAGUAUAAAGCUCCCAAUAUUGAGCAAUUCCUGCCCAAGAUUUUGUGA
Molecule: messenger RNA, 1605 nt
Organism: Stylonychia lemnae
Lineage: Eukaryota; Ciliophora; Spirotrichea; Sporadotrichida; Oxytrichidae
Source: the annotation of a GenBank genome assembly